Letharia columbiana is the source of this 684-nucleotide messenger RNA. RefSeq lists its product as uncharacterized. The transcript is spliced from 7 exons. NCBI's taxonomy places the organism in Eukaryota, Fungi, Ascomycota, Lecanoromycetes, Lecanorales, Parmeliaceae. Bases 1 to 684 code for a protein of 227 amino acids. Gene Ontology annotation, cellular component: NuA4 histone acetyltransferase complex; Swr1 complex. Gene Ontology annotation, molecular function: histone binding. The record is from RefSeq and is a predicted model, not a curated record. Gene Ontology annotation, biological process: chromatin remodeling; regulation of transcription by RNA polymerase II.
AUGCCUGAAGUCAAGCGGACCCUCAAGAUUAUCACGGAGCAGAAAGUCACUGGCGAUGCGACUCUGGAGAUGCCAUUGCGCAAAUGGAACAUUGAGUUGCACCUCCUCGGCCCCCAUGGCGAGGAUAUCCCGGCGGACUGCUUUGAGAAGGUCGUCUACAAACUUCACGAAACAUUCGGACAACGGGCAACCCAGACCUUCAAGAUGCCUCCAUUUCGUAUCCAGGAAGAAGGAUGGGGAGAGUUUGACAUGCUACUUGUUUUAACUCCAAAGGACAAGGGAGCUGAGAUCACCGUCGCGCACGAUCUGAAUUUUCAGAGCGAGCAUUACGAGACGAAGCAUCCCAUCGUUUUCAAGAACCCAAAGCCCGCCCUUCUCGCUAUCCUGAAAGAGUCGGGACCUGUUCCAGGUGAUGCAAACGGAGUCAAGGCACGCGACGAGUCAGCAAAGAAGAAAAAGAGGCCCGAUAAAGGGAUUGACAUGGAGAAAUUGGCCGAGAACAUGCAAAAGAUGACUGAAGACGACCUGCUGCUGGUGGUGCAGAUGAUCCACGACAACAAGACUGCAGAUACCUGGACCAAAAAUGAUGUUGAGCAGGGCGAGUUCCAAGUGGAUCUCUACACCCUUCCAGAUAGCCUAAUACGCCAGCUCUGGGACUUCACGAAUGAGAAGAUCGUUCGGUAG